This is a messenger RNA of Megachile rotundata (alfalfa leafcutting bee), 780 nucleotides long. RefSeq lists its product as uncharacterized. The record is from RefSeq and is a predicted model, not a curated record. Lineage: Eukaryota; Metazoa; Arthropoda; Insecta; Hymenoptera; Megachilidae.
AUGAAGACUGCGACGAUCAUUAUCGCCCUUGCCUGGGCAAGCAUAACGGAAUCAAAAUCGCACUCGAGGAAGGAGAAACGGGGUGUAGCAUUGUUGGGACCAUCCGGUUACGACUUCUUUGGGGCUGUGCCAGUAUUCUCCACCGGUCCAUGGGCACCCACCAGCUUCGGAUCUGCCCCGUGGAGCUCCUCGGGCGUUCCUGAUAUUCCGCUGACGCAGGUUCAGGCUCAGGCUACUCACGACGUUGCUCUUCAGACAUUGAGAGAUUCCUCUUCUGGGACUCCGAACAUCGCCUAUCCACCCGAAGUCCUCAAAGCCAUCCAACAGGCCAAGGAAGCGAACCACAACGUGAACAUAGCUCAGCAAAGAGUCGCCGAAGCCAAACAAGUCGCCGUUCUUCAGCAGAAGGUCGCCCUAGCGAAAGAAGCCGCCGCAAGAGAAGCUGCAGCGAGAUCCCAAGAGAUAACGUCGUCUGCCGAGUCGGAGGCUAGGGCCAGCGCGAAACAAUUAGUGGCUACCCAACAGAGAUUGGCGUCGCUGAAGGAUGCAGUUGCAGCUGCUCAGAGGGUGGCUGCUGCCAGGGAGGCUGCUGCAGCGGCAGCGAUUCAGCGAAAUGCAGCUGAGACUGCCGCUCAACUGCAGAAACAGGAUGUCGACAAGCAGAUCAGUCAGAGCGAACAGGAAGCAAAGGAAAAAGAUAUAAUCGCGGCUAAGGAGAACGCUGUGGCGAAUGCCGUUCAACUUUCCGCUCUGCAGAAGCAUCAUCCAUGGAAUCGCUGA